AUUCCAACUAGCUGAGCUAGCCGGCCUUGUGCGUUUUCUUCUCCGAAGAACACAUAGCAAACAAAGUUGUUAAAUCAAUGGCUAGUGAGGAUGGGAAGAAGGUACAUGAGAGGUCACCGUGGGGCGGCCGCGACGGCGGCAACCUGGUGCAGGACGCGGUGGACUACAGGGGCUGCCCGGCCGACAAGUCGAGCACGGGAGGGUGGGUGGCGGCGGCGCUGACCCUCGGGAUCGAGCUGUGCGAGCGGCUAUCCACGAUGGGCAUCGCCGUGAACCUGGUCACAUACCUGACGGGCACCAUGCACCUGCCCAGCGCCGUGGCCGCCAACGUCGUCACUGACUUCAUGGGCACCUCCUUCCUCCUCUGCCUCCUCGGCGGCUUCCUCGCCGACUCCUUCCUCGGCCGAUACCUCACCAUCGCCAUCUUCGCCCUCGUCCAAGCUAUCGGCACGGGGCUCCUGGCGGUGUCGACGGAGGUGCGGCAGCUGCGGCCGCCACCGUGCGAGGGCGGUGCCGGUGCGGGGCCAUGCGAGCAGGCGACGGGGCUCCAGAUGGGCGUGCUCUACGUGUGCCUCUACCUCAUCGCGCUCGGCACUGGCGGGCUCAAGUCCAGCGUAUCGGGCUUCGGCACCGAUCAGUUCGACGAGCGCGACGCCCGCGAGCGAGCCGCCAUGGGCCUCUUCUUCAACCGCUUCUUCUUCUUCAUCAGCGUCGGCACGCUCCUCGCCGUCACCGUCCUUGUUUACGUCCAGGACCACGUCGGCCGGAGCUGGGCCUACGGCAUCUGCGCCGGCGCCAUGCUCGCCGCCAUCGCAGUCUUCCUCUCCGGCACCAGGCGCUACCGCUACAAACGCAGCUCCGGGUCCCCCAUCGUGCACAUCCUCCAGGUCCUCGUCGCCGCCGCCCGGAAGCGGAACAUCAAGCAACCGCUCGCCGCCGCAGCGCUCUACGAGGAUCUCCCUGGUCACGCCCGCCUCCCCCACACCGCCCAGUUCCCGUGCCUGGACAGGGCGGCCGUGAUGGCCGGUGACGGCGACAACGAGGUGGGGCACGACGGGCGGCCGACGCCGAACCCGUGGAAGCUGUGCUCUGUGUCCCGCGUGGAGGAGGUGAAGAUGGUGGCACGGCUGAUGCCGGUGUGGGCGACGACGAUCCUGUUCUGGACCAUCUACGCACAGAUGAUCACCUUCUCCGUGGAGCAGGCGACCACCAUGGACCGGCGCAUGGGCGGAUUUGAGAUCCCCGCUGCGUCUCUCACCGUUUUCUUCGUCGGCGCCAUCAUGCUCACCCUUGCCAUCUACGACCGCGUCUUCAUCCCGCUCUGCCGGAGCCUCAUAACCGGUCGGCAGGGGUUCACCAACCUGGAGAAGGUCGGCAUCGGCCUGGUCCUCUCCAUUGUUGGCAUGGCCGCCGCCGCCAUCUCCGAGAAGAAGCGCCUCACCGUGGCAGCCACGAACGCGGGGCAGGGGCCGCUGCCCAUCAGCGUGGUCAUGCUGACGCCGCAGUUCCUGCUAGUGGGCGCCGGCGAGGCGUUCAUCUACACGGGGCAGCUGGACUUCUUCAUCACGCGGUCGCCGAGAGGCAUGAAGACCAUGAGCACCGGCCUCUUCCUCACCACACUCUCGCUCGGCUUCUUCCUCAGCAGCGCGCUCGUCUCGCUCGUCAAGAGCUGCACACGGUGGCUCGGCGACACCAUCAACCACAGCCGCCUCGACUACUUCUACUGGUUGCUCGCCGUGCUCAGCGUCGUCAACCUCGCCGCCUACCUCGUCUGCGCCAUGUGGGCCGUGCCUCCGGCCACCAGCCAGGCGGAUCAGCCGCAACCAGCGACAGCGGCUGACGAGAAAUGCUAGCAAGAUCAGCUACGGACUUGCACCGAUCGCAAUUAGUUAUCAACUUCACUAUCACAUAUAUACUUGAAGCGCUUAUUAUUUUAGAGGGUUCUAUAGAUUGAGUGUCGAUGCAGCUUCGAGCCUUCGAUGUGUUUCCAACAUGUUAAAACCAAGUUGUUCACUCAUGCUUAUUGCUAAAUAAGA
Molecule: messenger RNA, 2036 nt
Organism: Phragmites australis (common reed)
Lineage: Eukaryota; Viridiplantae; Streptophyta; Magnoliopsida; Poales; Poaceae
Product: protein NRT1/ PTR FAMILY 6.2-like
Exons: 3
Coding region: 78-1853 (591 amino acids)
Biological process (GO): oligopeptide transport; transmembrane transport
Cellular component (GO): membrane
Molecular function (GO): transmembrane transporter activity
Source: RefSeq, a predicted model, not a curated record